AAUUUGACUUGGGCCUUGAUUGGAGAUCGUAAUUGCGUAAUUGGGUAAGCAAGAUGUCGGGCGAAGAUAAGGCAGUGACAAACUUCAGGGAAUAUUUGCGUAUCAAAACAGUCCAGCCGAAUCCGGACUAUGGUUAGUGAGGAGUGAUACUUUCUUGGCCGCGUUUAAUUUUAUGCACAACACCUUUUGAUACGUCCUAGUUGCGAUGGAGCAUUGGCCUUUCUGACGAAGAUGGCUGAAGAGCUGGACCUCUCUUACCAGAUUAUUCAGCCGAGUUCAGGUCGACGUGUAUUUGUACUCAGCUGGCCAGGAGAGUGCCCGUCCCUGCCCAGUCUCCUACUCAACUCUCACACAGAUGUCGUGCCUGUCUUUAUGGAACACUGGAAAGUAGAUCCCUUCAGUGCAGAUAAGAUGGAUAAUGGAGAUAUCUAUGCCCGUGGAUCGCAGGAUAUGAAGUGUGUAGGAAUACAGUAUAUUGAGGCUAUCCGGAGAUUGAAGAAUUCUGGAAAGAGAUUGCUGAGAACCAUUCACUUGUCUUUUGUACCAGAUGAGGAGAUUGGAGGUUACACAGGUAUGCCUGUCUUCGUCAAGGAUGAACGUUUUAAACAGCUCAAUGUCGGAUUUGUUUUAGAUGAAGGCCUGGCAAGUCCCACUGACAGCUACACUGUAUUUUAUGGAGAGCGAUCAUCUUUGUGGUUGCGGGUGAAGUGUCCGGGAAAACCAGGCCAUGGUUCAAGAUUUAUCCAGGACACAGCUGCAGAGAAAAUGCAUAAAGUCAUUACUAGAUUGCUUGAACUGCGAGCGAAAGAAGAGAACAAAUUUAUGGAUUGUGAUAGCUGUCUGAAAUUAGGAGAUGUUACCACCGUGAACUUAACCAAGUUAGAGGGUGGUGUGCAAGUCAAUAUGGUACCCAAUGAGUUUGUUGCCUACUUUGACAUCCGUUUAAACCCCAGAGAAGAUUUAGUGGCUUUUGAGGAGCAGCUGAAGAGUUGGUUUGCAGAAGCUGGUAAAGAUGUGACCUACGAAAUCCUUGAGAAAGGAUAUUGUCAUCAACUAACUUCUACAGACAAAUCUGACCCCUGGUGGAAUGCAUUUAGCUCAACACUAGAAAACAUGAACCAGGCUUAUGAGACAGAGAUAUUUCCUGCAGGCACAGACAGCAGAUUUCUUAGGGAGAUUGGCCUUCCAGCUAUUGGCUUCUCUCCAAUGAACAAUACGCCCAUUCUUCUGCACGAUCAUAAUGAGUUUCUUAAUGAGAAGGUUUUCCUGAAGGGAAUUAAGGUGUAUGAACAGCUGAUUACUUCCCUUGGCAACGUGCCAAAGUUCUGAUCACUGAGACCAUUUCUGUGGGUUCGCGGCCUUUUCCAUAGAAGGAUGAAGGGACAGUGUGUUGUUCUGAUUGAUCAAGACCACUUUGCCAUCAUGGAUAAGAAGAUCAUAUCUUUAAGACCGUUGCACACCUAGACAGUUUUCUCGCAAGUAAUUUUCGUACAUGUAUUCUGGUCAGACACAAGCUUGGUUGAACACUUCUGUGACAAAUUCACUUCAAAUUUUUAACAAGUGACUUAAUUCUCCAUGAUCAAGCAAUAAUCAUCAUUUCAUGUGACUGAUUUUACAUUCUAACGAUUUUUCUUUGGUUUGGUAAUGUUUCUGACAGGACUAUUUUGUCGUGAGUAACAGGCAGCCCAUUGUGAUCAGUCCAUAUUUUUGAUUUCGUCACAUCACUGUCAAAAGCGUUUGAGACGAUUUUGGUGCUCACAGAACUAGAUGACUCCUCACCAUUAGGGUUGAAUUUCUUUUUCAGCGCCAAAAUCAUCCAUGCGUGUGUCAGCCUUUUUCAGCUGAAUUCAGAUUUUACAAUUUAAGUGUAUUUGCUUUCUAUUUUAAUAGCUUUUUUUGAUAUUCUUCUCCUUGGUCUGAGGUAACACUUUCAUAAAUUUGUUGACAAAACCCAAAGUGAUUUUUGCAUGUACACAAAUGUGUAAACCUUUUGCUCAUUAUUCAGCAUUAGUAACAAGUAUUUUUCUUUCUUUUCUCCUCUUUUUUUUUUUCCUCUUGCUUUUUGUGUUUUCACAACAUGCCUGAGAUAAUGAAUUGCAUUUUACAUAUGACCAAGCUUUUGCACCAUGAAGAUAUUUUACCAGAUAUUUAUUAUGAAUUGAUAUCAGUGACUAUGAAUGUCCUGAGUAGUUUUUGACAGCGCAUGUACCUGUGAACAUUUUGUACAAAAGCAUUAUGAUUAUGGCAGAAAAGCUUAACAUUCAAUGGAAGAAUCCUUCAGCAAUCAUCCUGCAAAUAAAUUGUAGGUGUUUGUGUAAGACCUAAAGACGAAACUCAAAAACGUUACAUCAUUCACAUUGAUGAAUAGGUAAUUCCGAUUAAGGUUUUUGGGGCAUGUACAUUGCUACUUUUUAAGCAUAAACAGAAUAAAGACCUGAAUUAAUUGAGGUAAAUUGACAGGUUGCUGGAUUUAACUGGUAAUACAUGUGACUGUUUGUCAACGAUUACGCUGUCUUCACUGCUCUGGGUUUACUCUCUAUGUUGUAGUCUUCGGUGUUGUGCUUUUCACUUAUAUUCAGGACAGAUUUUUUUUUUGCACUAGGACAUUUUCCAAAUUGAGUUGGGGUGUAGCCAAGACAAAUUUACUGAGAAAUAUUCAGGAUGUAUUGUAACUAGCCCUGUAGCAUAAUGAUGGCCAGGAUGUAUUUAAUACAGCUAGAAAUGUAGAAUUUUGAUGUACAUGCACCCAUCUUGAAUUUCACCGUAAGCUGAUGAAAUCAACAUUUGCAGAGACCAUUAAAGCAUGCUUAAAUCCAGACUAUAAAGAUAGAAAUGACAUGGUGAUCCAACUUUAGCAGAAUGGACAGUGUAACCUCUUCCACCAGUAUGUAUAUCUUUUCCAACCUUUCCCCAACUCCUUUAAACUGUCUUUGUGCCAAUAAUAUAUACAUCAUGUAGCUCAGAGUUAUGUUAUUGCAAAUGCUGCGCAUCAGGCAUAUUAUGAUGAGUGGAAGUUUUAAUUAUUAAAUAAAAUUUAUAGUUUGUAAUCUUGCAAAUAUUUAUCUAGUCUUUGAAAAGUACAUAUAGCUGUUUUCUAUGAAAUAUAUCCUAGAAUGAUACAUAUAUAUAGAGAGAGAGGGCGAGAUGUUUUGAAGAGAAGGUAUGCAGCCCGUAUGGGACUUAUUACUGUCCUUUUGCUACCAAAGGUGGCUAAGAGGUUUACAUUUAUACACUUUAUAUGUCAGACAGUCACGAAUCAGUUUGCCGGCAUUUGUUUUUCAACUUAGUUCAUCGUAUAAAACUUGGUACAUGUCUUCACCAUGGCAAGUUACAGAUCAGGUUCGAGUUAAGGACUUUUUUGUCCUCUUUUGACAAAAGUAUGGCCGUUUUGGUGUUAUCUUUGGACUUGGACAGUUUUCUGGACACUGUUGAAAAGUUUCACUUGUUGGAUUGAAAUUAGUACAUAGCUUCGCCCUAAUAAGGUACAGAUCAAGUUUUGGGUCUUUUCACUCAUUUUUAACAAAAUGAUUGCAGUGUUUAUAUUUUGUACUUUUACAGUUUUCCGGAUGUUUUGCCAACAGGCUGUUUGAUUUUUUUUAAUUGAAACAUAGUACAUGUAUAUGUCUUUACCGAGACAUGUCACAGACCGAGUUCAUAUUUUGGGCCGUUUUGUCAGUUUUCAACUAAAUUAUGGCUUUUUCUUCUGUUACAGACGGCUACCUAUAGAUAUAUGUUGUUCUGGUGGCGGACGUGUGUGACAUUCAUUAUCUGAAAUCAUCUGAUCGACAACAUUUAAUGUUCAUCCAAUGUUUAUAUGGUCAUAGUGACUGAAUAUAUGGCAUUGAAUAGUGAUUAGAUAGAUGACUGAAGUCCCAAGUUGUAUAAUAGAAAUGUGAUAUGUAACAAUCUAUUCAUGAAAUAGUUUGUUUUGUCUCCGAAAGGUAUUUUGAAUGAAUAAUAAAAA
This is a messenger RNA of Liolophura sinensis, 3964 nucleotides long. RefSeq names its product aminoacylase-1-like. Gene Ontology annotation, cellular component: cytoplasm. NCBI's taxonomy places the organism in Eukaryota, Metazoa, Mollusca, Polyplacophora, Chitonida, Chitonidae. Gene Ontology annotation, molecular function: aminoacylase activity. The transcript is spliced from 16 exons. The coding region runs from base 232 to 1329 and encodes 365 amino acids. Gene Ontology annotation, biological process: amino acid metabolic process. The record is from RefSeq and is a predicted model, not a curated record.